AAGAACCUUCCUAAUAAUAAUUUAACAAUAAGUUUCACAGAGAUCGAUUUGUAGCAGCAAUAUGAGUGACGGUAGCCGGUGGAACCCAGCCGACAUCGAGGUUGGGGAGGAAGGAAGCAGCAAAAAGAACCUAGAAUCGCUAAAGGAGCAACUGAAGGUGGUCGACAAUCUUAAGGAGAAAGGAGAGGCUUUAUUAGAAAAGAUUUACGGAGAUGGUUCCCACGACCAUACCAUCUUCAAGUGCGAGCGCAAAGCAGAUGGUCGAGGAGGACCUCCUGAGCCGAAAGCAGUGGCGAUCGGGCCGUACCACCGCAACUGCAAGAACCGGCUGACGUUCGGCGAUGAUUACAAGUUGGAGAUCACUAGGUUUAUGGUCCAGUACUGUGGGCUUGAUGCAGAGGAGUAUCUCAACAAGAUGGAGGAGAAAGAAAACGAUGUUCGCAGCUGCUACGACAAAGAUUUAUCUGACUGGAGCAACGAAGAGUUCCAAAGGAUGCUGCUGCUCGACAGCUCCUUCAUACUAUUCAUGAUGGAUGGAUUCUACAAGAGGAAUUUAGUGCCCGCUAACUUGUUCACGGAGUAUAUGGCUUUGCAUCUAGAAAUAAGGGAGCAUUCGGAGCAGAUCAAGCUCGACAUGUUGACGGUCGACAACCAGAUUCCAUUCUUCACCAUCGAGAGACUGCUAGGUUGCUUCCCUCAAGGCAGCAGCAUCCGUAAGGAAUCGGUCGAAGAAUUAGCUUUGUGGUGCUUCGACGAUCUCUGGCCCAUGAAGAACGAAGAACAAGUUUUAGGAGAAAAGAGGAAUGAAGAACAGGAUUUAGUAAAUAAAAGGAACGAAGAAAAUGAUUUAGAAAAGAAAAGGAAGGAAGAACAGGUAAUAAGGAGGGGUGUGGCUCAGUUCCUUUUUUAUCGGCUUCGCCUUUUCGAUCUCUGGUCGAGGAUACGGGUAACGGGUAUUGGAGUGCCUUGGUUCCUAGAAGAACAGGAAACGAGUAGGGACGCGCCUGAUCGGUUCCACCAUCUGCUCCACCUUUUUCACUGGUCUCGGAUACCGAAGGAAGGAUACGAAAUUGACUUCCAAACGAGGGGCCUUGGAAGAUGGCAUUAUAAGAAUGCUUCGAAACAAUAUAUUCCGAGCGCUACAGAGCUCCGAAAAUCCGCUACAAAGUUCAAGAAGAAAGACUUAGGCAGCUGCCUGGACGUUACAUUCAACCGCAGAUUGACGUUCGUAACCGGGGUGAUCAAUAUCCCGGUAUUGCAGCUUUACGAUUACAGCGAACCAAUCUUCCGCAACCUUAUUGCGUUUGAGGCGACUCCGACAAACAGAGUGCUCUGCUUCACGGCCUACACGCAGUGCAUGUCUCGCAUGCUGCAGCAAGAGGACGAUGUGAAGCUGUUGAGGGAGCGCCGGAUAAUAGCGAGCACUAGCUAUAACAAUGCCGACGUGAUCAGAUUCUUCAAGGACAUGAAUGCGGAGAUCGAAGAUAUCGAGAUGCCGUACACUCUGCUCGUACUUUACGACGACAUCACCAAUCAUUACAACAGUCGAAUCAGCAAAUGGUGGGGGAACUUCAUGUUGCAGUACUGCCCCAAUUUUUGGGUCGCUCUUUCACUCGUCGCUGCUAUCGUGCUCUUUGCUCUCUCAUUUCUUCAGGCCUUGUACGGCAUGCUCUCCUAUUAUGCGCCUAAGAAAAAUAAAUAAAAAAGCUAGGGCUAGCUGCCGUAUGCGGUUGGCCCAAUAUAAAAAAACCCCUCAAUCAUAGGCAAAUAUGAAAUAGUCCCUCAGCUAUAUAAAAUUAAUUCCUUAAUUUUAAAAUGUUUAAAAUUAAAUAAUUUUGGUGAAAUAAAUUUGGAGAUUUCAUCAAGUGUGUUAGUAAUUUCAUUAAUUUCAAAUAAUUUUAAUUAUUUUGGAAAAUCAAAUGAGAAUAAUUAAUUAAUAGCUAAGGGGCAAGAAAAUAAAAAUAAUAAGUGUUUUGGACUGUACUACCAGUGUGAAAUUGUGCCGAGUCUGCCGACGUGUACGAUGGUUGAUUCCUACUUUUCUUGAAUUGUAUUCUAUGUAGAAGUGAGUUUGUAUGGCUGCA
This is a messenger RNA of Ananas comosus (pineapple), 2084 nucleotides long. Its product is annotated as putative UPF0481 protein At3g02645. The transcript is spliced from 2 exons. NCBI's taxonomy places the organism in Eukaryota, Viridiplantae, Streptophyta, Magnoliopsida, Poales, Bromeliaceae. The record is from RefSeq and is a predicted model, not a curated record. Bases 62 to 1702 code for a protein of 546 amino acids.